This is a messenger RNA of Rana temporaria (common frog), 4289 nucleotides long. RefSeq names its product angiopoietin like 2 (gene ANGPTL2). The coding region runs from base 563 to 2041 and encodes 492 amino acids. The transcript has 5 exons. The record is from RefSeq and is a predicted model, not a curated record. NCBI's taxonomy places the organism in Eukaryota, Metazoa, Chordata, Amphibia, Anura, Ranidae.
GAGGGCUUGUGUGUCCUCCUAGCUGCUCUCUCACAUGUGUGGGAGUGGAAGUAAACUACUGUCCAACCAGAAACUCUGCAGCUUUUUACAUGCUGGGUACAACUAUUUUUUUUGUCUUAGUCUUUCCAGCAUGUCAUUCCACCACAAAAGAACUGGAGGAGCUGAAGUUCAAAUAAGGCUGUAGACAGUGAUGGGCUCAGGGCUCGGAGCUGGGAUGGGACAAAGCUCUCCUCUAGGCAGCAGGUAACCUCCUGCUAUCAGCCACAGGGAGGUACAAUCAGCAGACAAUGAAAUAGACGAUCACAGCAAGGCGCUGCUACAAAGUAACUCCCAAGACGUCAAAGAAGCUGUGCCUGUUCCAUUUAACUUUUAACUGGAGGGAAGCUGGCAAGAAAAGUUUACAGGAAGUGUUCUGAAGAUUUUUAGCUAGGCAGCUCCGAGGAGGGAAUGCCAGCUUUGGAGAAUAGCUGAUCAAACAGGACCUGUGAUUCAGAAACAAGAUAGGAAAGGACGUCCAAAGAAGAGGGCAAAAAGUAAUUUAUAAGUCCUGUCUAUACGUAUUAUGUGGACCAUGCAACUCCUGGGUGGUAUCAUUUUGUUAAUACUUGUGCUCACAGAAAUUACAUAUGGCGGCAGUGCGCAAGAGUUUCAAAACAGUGAUGGGACAGAACAAGAAUUUAUUUAUGCCAACAGGGAGCGGCGAGCAGCAGAAUCAUCCGACAAAUGCAGCUACACGUUCAUUGUGCCGCAACAGAAAGUCACGGGGGCCAUUUGUGUAAAUUCCAAAGAGCAAGAGACCGUGUACGAAAGUCGGAUCCACAAGCAGGAGAUCGAACUCCUCAAUACAGAACUUUUGAAACAAAAAAGGCAAAUUGAAACGUUGCAGCAACUUGUGGAGGUGGACGGUGGUAUUGUUAAUGAGGUUAAGCUCUUGCGAAAAGAGAGCCGGAACAUGAACUCCAGGGUCACCCAGCUGUACAUGCAACUACUGCAUGAAAUUAUCAGGAAACGGGACAAUGCGCUGGAGCUCUCACAGCUAGAGAACAAAGUUCUAAACCAAACAACAGAGAUGCUACAGUUGACAAACAAGUACAAAGAUCUGGAACACAAAUAUCAGCACUUGGCCUCAUUGGCAAGCAACCAGUCUAUUGUGAUUUCACAGCUGGAAGAACAGUGCCAGAAGGUACCUCAGUCAAAGCCGAUACCACAACCUCCACAACAGCCCAACCGGGUAUAUCAAACACCCAAUUACAACCGCAUCAAUCAAAUUUCCACUAAUGAGAUUCAAGGAGACCAAAACUUGAAGGUCCUCCCACCUCCUCUGCCAACUAUGCCCUCCGUCACCAGCAUCCCAACAUCUACAGACAAGCCAUCCGGUCCAUGGAAAGAUUGUCUACAGGCACUGGAGGAUGGGCAUGACACAAGUGGCAUAUACCUGGUAAAGCCAGAGAACACCAACCGACUGAUGCAAGUGUGGUGCGAUCAGCGUCAUGAUCCUGGUGGCUGGACAGUGAUCCAAAGAAGAAACGAUGGCUCUGUCAACUUUUUCCGGAACUGGGAAACAUACAAACAAGGAUUCGGUAACAUUGAUGGAGAAUAUUGGCUUGGACUAGAAAACAUCUACUGGCUAACUAAUCAAGGCAACUACAAAUUACUAGUUACAAUGGAAGACUGGCAGGGACGCAAGGUGUUUGCUGAAUAUGCAAGUUUUCGCCUGGAACCUGAAAGUGAAUUUUACAAAUUGAGACUUGGUCGUUAUAACGGAAAUGCUGGGGAUUCGUUCACCUGGCAUAAUGGCAAGCAGUUCACCACCCUGGAUAGGGAUCAUGAUGUGUACACAGGAAAUUGUGCCCACUACCAGAAAGGAGGAUGGUGGUACAACGCUUGCGCUCACUCCAACCUCAAUGGUGUAUGGUACAGAGGAGGGCACUAUCGCAGCCGCUACCAAGAUGGUGUUUACUGGGCUGAGUUCCGAGGUGGAUCCUACUCACUGAAGAAAGUUAUUAUGAUGAUCAGACCUAAUCCCAACACGUUCCACUGAGUUCAGGACCGAUUAACAUGAAAAAGCAAAAAAAGACUCUCCUACUUUGGUAGCACUCCUAUUCAGCAGUUUUUGGUUCAGGAUGUGCAAGAGAAUCUCAUGACAUGCAUAGACUGAAACUGUUCCCACCCACCAGUACUGUAAGAUGUUGAAUGUUUACUUCACCAAGUCCUUUGACAUCUCUCAACAACACAACCAUUUCCUUAACCUCUGUAUUCAUAAGUCUUAACAAAAUCUCAGAAUACCAAAAGUAGCCAAGAAAUCUCAAUUUCCAUUGAGUUUACAAUAAUAUCUCCCCUUCUAAAUCAAGAUCACUCUAUGAAAACGAAAACAGGAAAAACACAUCUAUAUAUGUCACAUAUGUAGGUCAUAGUGUAGAACAUUUUAAAGUACUAUGUACUGCGAAAACCUUGUAUUAUCACUCAUUGUUUUUUGACACAGGACAUGACCUCCAAUGAAUUGAUGUAGAACAAAACUAGGAUGCUAUAGAAAGUUACUUUCAAUACUUUGUAGUAUAUUAAUUCACUGACAAUAGCAAAGACAUUUGGCAAAGAAGUACGGUUACAAAAAAAAAAAAAAAAACUUAAGCAUGCAAGGCUACCCAAAACCAAAAGGGAGCCAUUUUUUUACUCUCCGGGGACUAUUUUAAGGAUUCACUUUACUAUGGACUCUGAAUAAUAUUCUGUAAAUGUACUGUAUCCAUAUCCUCACUCCCAUUCUAUAACGUCCUACACAAAAGUGGACAAUCAGGGAACUAUGGGCUGGUUUAUAAAAGAAAAAAAAAUGUAGAAGGGAAAACUGUUGUUUCCUGGAACAACCAAUUAGUUGCUUUUGUUUUCUAACCUCUGCUGCAAACCAGCACCUGGAAUCUGAUUGGUGGCUACAGGUACCAUGUAUGUUUUCUUUCCUUUCUUUCUUUAUAAAACCUUGCUUGUGUUUUGCUAUAACCAAAAACUUUACCUGUACAGUAUUUAGAUGAAUAUGUAAAUAUAUAUUUUUUACAAAUACAUGACAUAUGCUACAUUCUACGUCAUCUGCAUAAAAAGAAAAACAUGUAAAUUGUGUUCUUAACUUUUUUACUUGUCUGUCAUUUUCCCAACACUCUCUUUUCGGAUUGACUGUUAGAACCAAAUGGGAAAAAAAGAAAGGUAUCCACCUUUGCAGGCAAACGUUGGGUGCCAAGCAGUAAAAAUAUUUAAUAUUUCAGUAGUAUCUGAAAAGGAAAGGGCAACAACUUCCAAGCAGCAUACCUUUGACAAAAAAACUGCAACUAAAAAACAUUGUAUGAAAAAAAAAAAAAAUCAAAGAUUUCUCUAUUCAACUCGUUUGUGUGUAAGAAGGAUUCUGUUCAGCUAGCUGGCUGAAUAAAAAAAAAGUGUGUGACCUUUAGGCUAUAAUUAGGUUUUACCCCCUGAUUUAUGAAUCUAAACAGCUCUACUAAAAAUCCAGCAGCAAUCAAGUUAAAAAUUACAUUAGUAUCUGAAUCCCCUACAGCUUAGAUUUUUGCAAGCGCUUUAUAGAAACAGCAUAGAACUAGGUUUCAUUGAAAAAUAUUUUGUAAUUGAUAGCAUUUUGGCCACUAGUAUUAACCAUGAAAACAGAAUGCUUAUUGCCAUAGAGUUACUACUGGAUUGGGGGUUGAGGCAAAGAAUCACUAAAUGACUAUUAAUGUUUCCAGUGAGUUAAAUACAUUUUUCAGAUAUGAUAAGCAUAUAGGACAUGCAAUGAAAGUUAUUUUAUUUCCCAGAGAGCAAAUUAAAAACACCUGGGAUGCAAGGCUGCAGAAAAUGAAUGGAUUUCCCCAGAGAGAACAAGUUGUAGCAUACCCACUAGUGAUACAGAGAAGUAGGAUCAUAGGGAAGCUGAUCACUGUGGACAAGCAAGUGCUUAUUGUUGCUAUAGUGCAAUAACUUAUUUAAAAAAAAAAAUUAAAUGGGGAUGGUUAUGUAGUCUUUUAUGACAGAAUAGGUGCACUUUAAGUUGUUAAAUUCUGGAUUAACAUAUAUUAUGAUAGAAAGACACAUUUAAUUUUACCUUCCCAAUCUCCAGAGAUCCACAUUAGGCAAUGUGGAUCUGCCAUACAUUGCUACGGUUCACAUUUUGCCACAUGGCACUUUUAGACUUUGUCACAAACUGGCACUUCAUUAUGAAUGCAAUUAUUGUCAUCCCAUAUUGUUUCAUAUGACUUUUUUGUGUACUACCAACUGCUUGUUGUAAAGGGUUGUCAAUAAAAAAAUGGAAAAGAAAA